Molecule: messenger RNA, 2097 nt
Organism: Fraxinus pennsylvanica
Lineage: Eukaryota; Viridiplantae; Streptophyta; Magnoliopsida; Lamiales; Oleaceae
Source: the annotation of a GenBank genome assembly
AUGCCAAUAUUCCUCUUCUUCCUCUUCCUUUUACUCUCUUGUGUACAAGUGGAAGUACUUUCCUGUAAUGAACUUGAUCGUGAUUCUCUUUUAUCGUUCUAUAAACACGUUUCCUUCCCACCAUCAGAAAUACCUCUCAACUGGUCAUCAGUCGACUGCUGCAAAUGGGACGGUGUAACCUGCAAUCGUGACUCUCGUGUCACCCAUUUAUCGAUACCAGGCAAGCGUAUUUCUGGAACCAUCACUCCCUUUCUUGGGAAUCUUACGUUUCUAUCUCACCUUAAUCUGUCCCACAAUCAAUUCUCUGGCACUUUUCCUUUCACAGUUUUUCGUACUUUGAAAUCACUUGAUUUGAGCUAUAAUCUUCUGUCCGGGACACCAAACUACAGCUUGCCUACUUCAAUUCAUAUAAUAGAUCUGUCUAGUAAUAGGUUUAAUGGGUCGAUUCAGUCUCCAUUUUUCAAUGGUGCUCCGCGUUUGAUUAGUUUCAAUGUUAGUAACAACAGUUUUACCGGUCCACUUCCGGUUUCUAUUUGCAUCACCUCAAGACAUGUAAGGAUGCUGGAUUUCUCCAUGAACAAAUUCAGUGGCAAUGUAUCACAAGGAAUUGGAAGGUGUUCUAAGCUGGAAGUUUUCAGGGCUGGCAUCAAUUCUCUCUCAGGAUGGCUUCCAUUUGAUCUUUACAGUGUGAAAACAUUGAGAGAAAUAUUUUUAGCUAACAACCAGUUUACAGGAUCUAUCAACAACAGUAUCUCUCUUCUCUCAAAUCUUACUGUUAUAGAUCUCCAUCAAAAUGAAUUGACUGGUGAGGUUCCUAAAGAUUUCGGGUUGCUGUCGAAUUUGAAUCAAUUGAUUAUUCACACCAACAGCCUAAAUGGUUCUGUGCCUCCAUCCUUGAUGAACUGCACCAACAUGAAGACGCUGCUUUUGCGAAAUAAUCAUUUAGGAGGAGAAAUCGCGAGUCUUGAUUUUUCCCCACUCCAGAAACUGGAAGCCAUUGAUUUUGGAAACAAUAGCUUUGUGGGUAACAUUCCAGUUAGCCUGUGCUUGUGUAGAUCCCUGACUGCAGUUCGAUUUGCAUUUAACCAGUUGACGGGCGAAAUCCCAGCUUGCUUGGCUGGCCUAAAAUCUUUAUCCCAUCUCUCACUUUCCGACAAUUUCCUGUCUAACGUUGUUGGAGCUUUAAAAAUUCUGAUGCGAUGCGAUAAUCUCGAAGUUCUCUUCCUGUCAAGGUGCUUCAAAGAUGAACCGAUGCCGAAUGAUGACCAUUUAUUACAUCUAAAUGGGUUACAGAAUCUACAAAUUCUCACUCUGGGUGGAUGCGGACUCAAAGGUGAAGUGCCCUCUUGGAUUGGAAAGUUGAAGAAACUGAAAGUGCUGAAUCUGUCUUACAAUCAAAUUAGAGGCACAAUCCCAAAAUGGUUGGGGAGUAUGCCAAACCUGCUUGUACUAAACAUCACUCGAAAUCACCUCACCGGAGAACUUCCUCGCGAGAUUGGCAACCUUAAAGCUUUAGUUUCAGACGAGACAGACCCAAACUUGAGUAAUUUAGCAUUGCCUUUCUUAUUCGACACUCUCCAGUACAAUCGACUAUUCAACUUGCCAAGGGGAAUCAAAGUUGGGAAUAACAGUCUGAGUGGGAACAUUCCAGCAGAAUUAGGAAACUUGAGACUUCUUAGAGAAUUGGAUCUCAACGAUAACGACUUCAAUGGCAGCAUUCCAAGCGAAUUAUCCCAUCUUGUCAAUUUGGAGAAAUUGGACAUGUCAGGGAACCAUCUCACCGGAGAGAUCCCGGAAUCGUUAAAAAAACUUCAUUUCUUAUCUGCUUUAAAUGUGGCAAACAAUGAUUUAGAAGGAGAGAUUCCAAAGGGUGGUCAGUUUGACACGUUCACAAACGCUUCAUUUGAGGGGAAUCCAAAACUUUGUGGGUCAUUACUGCAAAAAAGUUGCGCCGGAGGUCAAGAUGAAAUGUUGCCGCCGGCACCGGCGACGGAAGAGUUGGGAACUUCAUGGUACACUAUUCCCUUUGGUUUGGGAUAUGCAGUAGGAUUUUUUGUGGUCAGCAUCAGUUUCUUGCUCAGGAGUUCAUGGAAAUGA